Arvicanthis niloticus (Nile rat) is the source of this 1480-nucleotide messenger RNA. The record is from RefSeq and is a predicted model, not a curated record. Lineage: Eukaryota; Metazoa; Chordata; Mammalia; Rodentia; Muridae.
CCCGGGAAGAGUCAGAAAGGCGAGGGGCGCCGGGAGCAGGCGUGUGGGACUCCAGACCGGAGAGCCGGAGGCUGCGCCUUCCCCGCACCGGGACCUUAACGACACACCAGAUCCUAGUCCUUGCCCCGUGCGAACGCCCAUGAUGACCACCACCCUCGUGUCCGCCACCAUUUUCGACUUGAGCGAAGUUUUAUGCAAGGGUAACAAGAUGCUCAAUUACAGCACCCCCAGUGCUGGGGGCUGCCUGCUGGACAGGAAGGCAGUGGGCACCCCUGCUGGCGGGGGCUUCCCUCGGAGGCACUCGGUCACUCUGCCCAGCUCCAAGUUUCAUCAGAACCAGCUUCUCAGCAGCCUUAAGGGUGAGCCGGCCCCAUCCCUGAGCUCACGCGACAGCCGCUUUCGAGACCGCUCUUUCUCCGAAGGGGGCGAGCGGCUGCUGCCCACCCAGAAGCAGCCUGGGAGCGGCCAGGUCAACUCCAGCCGCUACAAGACGGAGCUGUGCCGCCCCUUCGAAGAAAACGGUGCCUGUAAGUACGGGGACAAGUGCCAGUUCGCGCACGGCAUCCACGAGCUCCGCAGCCUGACCCGCCACCCCAAGUACAAGACGGAGCUGUGCCGCACCUUCCACACCAUCGGUUUUUGCCCUUACGGGCCCCGCUGCCACUUCAUUCACAACGCUGAGGAACGACGCGCCCUGGCGGGGGGCCGGGACCUCUCCGCUGACCGUCCCCGCCUCCAGCAUAGCUUUAGCUUUGCUGGGUUUCCCAGUGCCGCUGCCACCGCUGCUGCCACGGGGCUGCUGGACAGCCCCACGUCCAUCACCCCACCCCCCAUCCUGAGCGCCGAUGACCUCUUGGGCUCACCUACCCUGCCCGAUGGCACCAAUAACCCCUUCGCCUUUUCCAGCCAGGAGCUGGCGAGCCUCUUUGCUCCUAGCAUGGGGCUGCCCGGGGGAGGCUCCCCCACCACCUUUCUCUUCCGGCCCAUGUCCGAAUCCCCUCACAUGUUUGACUCUCCCCCCAGCCCUCAGGAUUCUCUCUCGGACCAGGAGGGCUACCUGAGCAGCUCCAGCAGCAGCCACAGUGGCUCAGACUCCCCUACCUUGGACAACUCAAGACGCCUGCCCAUUUUCAGCAGGCUCUCCAUCUCAGAUGACUAAGCCAGGGUAGGGAGGGACCCCCUGCCUCCUUCACCUCUCCACCCUGCACCCCAUCCCUAUACCUUUACCUCCCCACCCCCUAACCCUCCCUCAAACCCUACAUUGAUACAUUUAAGCUCAACCCCUCUCCCAGAACCUUGGUAUGUUACCCCUCCCCCAACAUAAGGACAAAUCAAUUUGUCAGUAGCUUCUGGCUUGAAACCCCUCCCUCCAUUUCUUAGCCCACUUAACCACGCAUAACAGAGUCCCAUCUUUGUCAGUAGAUGCCUUUUUUUUUUUUCCGGCUUAAGCCUUAAGUGCCAAAUCACAAAAGAAAAAAAG